GAAGGCUCGUGUAGAAGAGCGGGCUUGUAACAGGCGGAGGAUGCGUGCGCGUUCCACCGGCAUCCCAAACGCUGAGAAACGCGUGCCGUGGUGACGGAUGUAAAUAGAUUGGACUCGGACGUGGUGACUUGACCACUUCCGUAAUUCCCGUUACAAAUUAUGCUUAUGACCGGCUGACACCUACUUUAUAAUGGACUGUCCCAUGCCCAGGGGCCUCACAGCCAACCCAGGUAGCCCACCACUUGUAUUCCUGUGUGCAGGUUUUGCCGCCUUUCGUCGUCUGACCCAUCAUGGGAGACAAGGUCCUGUCAGAGAAACCCUCCAUUGAAGACACUCACACUAUCAAGUCUUCACCUCGCAAGUUCGAGGGCUUCUUCCAGAGGAAGAAAGAUAAGAACGAACAGGAAAAGGUGGAUGCCACGGAUGUUGAUACCAAACCAAUCGAGCAACCUCCACCAUCCGUCGGAUUCGCGGAGCUCUUUCGGUAUGCUACUCCGUUCGAGUUGUCCCUGAAUGCCAUUGGGGUUGUCGGCGCUGUAGCUGCAGGCGCCGCUCAGGUAUGCCAUCACGGUUCGACUUUCACCCGUUCACUGAUGCACGGCUCCAGCCUCUUAUGACUCUGGUUUUUGGAAGAUUGAUUGAAGACUUCGUUGCGUUCACCACUGAGUUGGAGAUUUAUCAAUCGGCAGAGUUAUCUGGAAACGCCACUGCAAUAUCCUCCGCGAAGCAGAAUUUUGAUUCCGCUGCAAGCGAGUUUCGCACCGGAGCUGCUCAGGAUGCUUCCUAC
This is a messenger RNA of Pisolithus orientalis, 787 nucleotides long. RefSeq lists its product as uncharacterized. The transcript has 2 exons. The record is from RefSeq and is a predicted model, not a curated record. The coding region runs from base 291 to 617 and encodes 108 amino acids. NCBI's taxonomy places the organism in Eukaryota, Fungi, Basidiomycota, Agaricomycetes, Boletales, Pisolithaceae.